CCUUUAUCUCCGCCGGGGUCCGCUGUUUGUAUGUGGGGAAGGAGCGUCAUUACGCAAAGAGGGUGGUUCGGCGUGGAGCGAAGGGAAGCGGCCGAUCCUUCUUUCGUGGUUGGCUGGCUCAGCUGCGGCAGGGGAGGCUCUGGGAGGACUGGCUCGUCGCUGGGCUUUUGCGGUUGCGCCUUGCGCUCCCCAGCAGCGGCUUCCGAGCCUGGGCUGCGUUGGGGUGGUGAGAGGCGGGAACGUCGGCGGGUCUGUCCGAUUCUUCUCCAUGGAGGUGGGCCUUUGCGCCCAGCCCUUGCCUACUGUGCUUGGCUUCCUUUAUUGGCGUGAACAUGAACUGGUAGUGCUGGGACCCGGCGGGGCUGGCUAGUUGGCUGACACGCGGGCGGCUGGCUCCCUGCCUGCUUCGGGGGCGGUCAGUCGAUCUGGUGGGGGGAGGACGGUUUUUGGCGUUUCCCCGCCAUGAACUUCCAGCAACAGCAACAGCAGCUGGCGAAUUCUGCGGCCAUCCGGGCGGAGAUCCAGCGGUUCGAGUCGGUGCACCCCAAUAUCUACUCCAUUUACGAGCUGCUGGAGCGGGUGGAAGAGCCAGUGCUGCAAAACCAGAUCAGGGAGCACGUCAUCGCCAUCGAAGAUGCCUUUGUAAAUAGCCAGGAAUGGACACUAAGUCGAUCAGUGCCAGAACUAAAAGUGGGAAUUGUGGGGAAUUUAGCUAGUGGUAAAUCUGCUCUUGUACAUCGUUAUCUGACUGGUACUUAUGUCCAGGAGGAAUCACCAGAAGGUGGCAGAUUCAAGAAAGAGAUAGUAGUUGAUGGACAGAGUUACCUGUUGCUGAUUAGAGAUGAAGGCGGUCCUCCUGAGGCACAGUUUGCCAUGUGGGUGGAUGCUGUUAUCUUUGUCUUCAGCCUUGAGGAUGAAAUUAGCUUCCAGACAGUGUACCACUACUAUAGCCGUAUGGCAAACUAUCGUAAUGCUAAUGAAAUCCCAAUGGUACUAGUAGGAACCCAGGAUGCUAUAAGUUCAAAUAAUCCUCGGGUCAUUGAUGAUAUUAGAGCACGGAAAUUAUCCAAUGAUUUGAAGAGAUGCAUCUACUAUGAAACUUGUGCUACCUAUGGGCUUAAUGUGGAGCGAGUCUUUCAGGAUGUGGCACAGAAGAUUGUUGCAACCAGAAAAAAACAGCAGCUUUCAAUAGGUCCUUGCAAAUCAUUACCAAACUCUCCAAGCCACUCAUCAGUAUGUUCAGCCCAGGUCUCUGCAGUACAUAUUAACCAGACCAGUAAUGGAGGAGGGAGUUUAAGCGAUUAUUCUUCCUCUGUCCCAUCUACUCCAAGCACCAGUCAGAAGGAACUACGAAUUGAUGUUCCACCUACUACUAAUACUCCAACACCUGUUCGUAAACAGUCCAAGCGCCGGUCCAAUCUUUUCACAUCUCGGAAAGGGAGUGACCCAGACAAAGAAAAGAAAGGAUUGGAGAGCAGAGCAGAUAGUAUUGGAAGCGGUCGUGCAAUCCCAAUUAAACAGGGAAUGCUGUUAAAGCGAAGUGGUAAAUCAUUAAAUAAAGAAUGGAAGAAGAAAUAUGUUACUCUUGGGGAUGAUGGUGUACUGACUUAUCAUCCAAGCUUACAUGACUAUAUGCAAAAUAUUCAUGGAAAAGAAAUUGAUCUUCUGAGAACCACAGUUAAAGUUCCAGGGAAGAGGCCACCUCGUGCCACAUCAGUCUGUGCACCUAUCUCAAGUCAAAGAACAAACGGCUUGUCCAAAGACAUGAGUGGCUUACAUAUUUCACCAAAUUCAGGAAAUGUGACCACUAGUACAUCUGUGUCUCAGAUGACAAGUGGCAUCAGUCUAGUUUCCUUUAACAGUCGACCUGAUGGGAUGCAUCAACGUUCCUAUUCAGUUUCUAGUGCUGACCAGUGGAGUGAGGUGGCAGUUGUGGCAAACUCUGGCAUCAGUAGUGAUACUGGUUUGGGAGAUUCUGUGUGUUCCAGUCCAAGUAUAUCUAGUAACACAAGUCCUAAACUGGACCCACCUCCUUCCCCUCAUGCAAACAGAAAAAAGCAUCGUAGGAAGAAAAGCACCAGCAAUGUUAAAGCUGAUGGUAUCUCAGGAACUGCUGAAGAGCAAGAAGAAAAUUUUGAAUUUAUCAUUGUGUCUCUUACUGGCCAGACAUGGCACUUUGAAGCUACAACAUAUGAGGAAAGAGAUGCUUGGGUCCAAGCCAUAGAGAGUCAGAUUCUGGCCAGCCUACAGUCAUGUGAAAGCAGCAAGAAUAAGUCCCGACUGACAAGUCAGAAUGAAGCCAUGGCCCUUCAGUCAAUAAGAAACGUCAGAGGCAAUUCACACUGUGUAGACUGUGAAAUACAAAAUCCUGACUGGGCAAGUUUAAAUCUGGGAGCACUCAUUUGUAUUGAAUGCUCAGGGAUACACCGAAACCUUGGUACACAUUUAUCACGUGUCCGUUCACUUGACUUGGAUGACUGGCCUGUUGAACUCAUCAAAGUAAUGUCCUCCAUUGGAAAUGAAUUAGCAAAUAGCGUAUGGGAAGAAAAUACCCAGGGCCGUGCAAAACCUGCUCCAGACUCCACGAGGGAAGAAAAAGAACAGUGGAUCCGGGCGAAAUAUGAGCAGAAACUCUUUCUUGCUCCAUUGCAAUGUUUAGACCUUUCUUUAGGUCAGCACCUGCUAAGAGCAACUGCGGAGGAAGAUUUGCGGACUGUCAUCCUGCUUCUUGCGCAUGGGACACGUGAAGAAGUUAAUGAAACCUGUGGAGAAGGGGACGGACGGUCAGCCUUACAUUUGGCUUGCAGGAAAGGAAAUGUUGUGUUGGUGCAGCUCUUAAUUUGGUAUGGUGUUGAUGUUAUGGCCCGCGAUGCCCAUGGAAACAGUGCUUUGGCCUAUGCGAGACAAGCAACGAGCCAAGAAUGCAUUGACAUCCUCCUGCAAUAUGGUUGUCCAGAUGAGCGCUUUGUCCUCAUGGCUACUCCCAAUUUAUCCCGGAAGAAUACUAAUAAGAACAACAGCAGUGCAAGGAUGCCUUCCAUCAUCUGAAGAAUUUGGUUCUUCUUCUCUUUCUUCUACAGCCUUAUAUUAGUUUGUCAGUGGAGAUCUAUAGGUCUAUAAAACAUUCCUUCUCUUCUUCCCCUUUUCAUUUCCAGUAGCAUUGAUAGUGUUAAUACACAAGGAAAAAAAAACUGCAGAAACCAUUUAUAUUAAUACAAUGAUUUUGAAUGAAAAAAUUAUAAAAGGGAGAAGACAAAGAGGGAUUGUGGAUACACUAAUAAUAGCUCAUGACAGUGGACCAUUUUACUGGGUGUCUCUUGGAGACUCCUUUUAGGAGUACGAACUGCUUGAGAGUUACUGGAGAGAGAAAAUAGAGGGAAGAAGAGAAGAAACGGUAACUUUCCUUAACUGACAGCUGAGCGCAUUAGUACAUUUCACCUCUACCAAACUGAACAUUUGGGUUUCAUUCUCUUUUCCGAGGAGCUUGACGGCAUAAAUCAGAGGCAAGCACAGAGUUUGUCAGGUCUGAAGCUCCUAUGAUGGUAUGUGUCAAAUCAGUUGUAGCUAAUCUGUCCAGAGAGAAUACUGGCUUCAUUACACUUGUAUAGUUGAGUUCUUCCAGCAUUACUGCUGUUUAAUAGAACAUGAUUAGUCAUCACGGAGAAAAAAGCAUAUUAGCCGAGGAGGUAGUUACAUGGCACGCUUCGGUGAUUGCUUGGAUGUGAUUGCAAUAUUCUUAGAAGCAUCAUAUUAUCUCAGACAUGUUCUUUCAAGCCCUUGGAGCCCUCCUUUCUAAAUUCACUGUCAUAAUUUAGUAUCUGUUUAAUUUUUCAGACCAAAGAGAGGAAAUCAGUUGCUGAGUAUUAUUUGACUACAGCCUCCUUGGUGGAAAAACAAAAUGGAAAAAAAUAAAAAUAGCUAUGAAAUGCAAAGAGGAAUAAUGAAUACUGCUAGGGAAAAUAUAUUUCAAAUACAUUUAUGAGAAUAACUAUAUAAAAAGGCUUUUUUUCAGUCUUGAGAAAUAUAUUGUGUCAUUUUCACCAAGGUAAAUGGGUUGGGGUCUUUUGUGUGGAUUUCUUAAAUUAAGCAGAUUUUGCAUUGUAUUCCUUGGUUAAAUGUAUAUACAAAUGAAUUGGAAUUCUAAAUGUUCAUAAAUAUGCAUUGAUUUUUUUGUAAGGCACAUACACUUUUGUUAAUUUAUAAAUUGCAAUUGAUGUAAAAUAAUGUGCAGAUAGUUAGAAUCUAAGGGAUCACAGAUCAUAAUGAUAGAUCAUGGAAGCAAUGCCAGCAAAGUAAUAGAUUUUUAUUCCUUCGAUGGAGACCAUAUCUGAUUAUAGUGUUGGCACAUGUUCACAGAAAAAUGGUUAUGAAAUAUGAUUUGAACGGACAGGUUAUUGCCUUCCAGAAGCACAAACAUCCUUCACUGCAUAUUGUUGUGGCACUGUAUCCUGGAAGUGGAAGAUGACUGGAAACUAUAAGCAAAGAAUGCAGAAAAUGGGGUAGGUCCCCAUACUAGUUACUUUGACAUUACUCUUUAAAGGGAAUAUGGCUUUUUGCAUUCCAAAACAAUUUUGCUGAAUAGGCUGACUUGGGAAGAGUUUAAUGUUUAAUUAUAGAAGAUUAUAACCAUUUCAUUAUUUUUUUGUAGCACUGAACUAUUUCUUGUUUUUCCCUCCUUUAUGUGAGUACAGAAAAAAGGAGUGUUGUGGAGAAUGAACAUUUGUUAAUAUUAGACAGAAAAAGACAUGAGCAAUUUUUUAAUGACCAACUGAACGAUUCCAUUAUAUUUUUUUUCUUUGAAGGAAAAGUAUUUGGAGAAAAUAUGGCAUUGAAUUAAAUAUACAUUGAAAAGAUACAAAGAUUGAUUUUUGAAAUGUUCCUUGAAAAUUUGAGAAACAGCUGUGUCGCAUAUAAUAGUUUAUUGGCGUGCUGUUCCUUGGCUUUCUGUUUUCAUGUAUUUGGGUCUCUAAGCUUUUUAAAGAAAAUAGAAGAAAUUCUUUGUGAUAGCAAUCUUACAACAUGAGUAUAUGUUUAUCACUUGGAACAUAUUGAAGCAUAUCAGGGGUGUCUGCAGCAAUCCAAGCUUUGUCAAAAUGACAGAGCAUGGCACUGUGUGGUUCCAAUGCAAGCUCCACUCCUUACGUACUAGCAGAAGAUGUCAUGACGCAGUACAAAAGAGGUGGAGCUUGCAUUGCAAGGUUCCAUCACAGGUUUUGUCAGUUUUCCUCCCUUGAGCCCCCUGUCUAUGAAACAGACACUUCUUUUAAUAUAGCUUCCUUCACAGUUCAUAUGUGAUACUACUACAUAUUGUCUUCCAUUCAUGAGUAGGCCAGUUGACAUGUUCCCGAAUACCUGGGCCAACUACAGGGGAGGGACAGGAGAAUAUCUAGUUUUUCAGAGAGGUGCUAGACUUCUUUUGAGUUACUCUAAAGUAUUAUCUCAGUGAAGAGAUUGCAACCUAAGUUGAUGAGGCAGUUAUCGCCAAGUCCAGCACGAAAGACAGAAUGAACUUUCCCUCUUAGAGCUAUAUAGCAUCUUUUGUAAAUUAGUUCCCAGAUUAAAAGAUUUCUCAAUCAAAAAUACUUUUUUCCCAAUAUUUUCCUAAAUUUAAUUUUUAAUUAUUACUUUGAAUCUUUUCUGUAUGAAAGGUGGGUAGGUAGCUAGGAAGUUAAGUUGAUGAAAAUAUUUAAGAUUUAUAUUGAGAAUAUAUACUACAAGCCCAGAGUAGUUCCUGUAACUAAAGCAUUGGAAUAUUUAAGUUUGGACUAGCACAAUUAUUUUGACCUACAGUGACAGUCUUGAAUCUUUAAAGUGAGGAGAUUUGAAACUCUCUAAGGAAGUUUUUGUGGGAAACAUUCAAGCUUUUUCACAUCCUUUAUAUUAUGUGUAUACAAUAUCUAUAUAUCAAUACUGGGGGAUCUUUAGAUAGAAGUAAUUCUUCAUAAUCUCCCUUGAGUUGACCUUGACUCUUGAUGACCACAUUGAGACAUCUAUGUUAUUUUCUUGGCAAAAAUAUGGAAGUGGUUUCUCUUCACCUUUUCCAAUAUUUUAUUUUAAUUUCCCAAUCCAGUGCCAAGCUUACAAACCUGGGGUUUUCUGCUGGUCUUCCAUCCAAGAACUAAUGAGGUCCAGUUAGAUGUUGCCACAUGCUAUGAUUAUAUCGUAACAAAUUAUACACACACACUCUUAAGAAAUAAAGCAGAAGGGUGGGAGCUAAAAGUUUAUAUAUACGGUACAUAAACUUGCACACAUAAUUUUAGCUUCCUCCCUUCAGCUUAAGAAUGUGUCUUAAGAGCAUGCACAUUAAUAUGUCAACAUUUAUCCUAAUUGCCAGUUAUACUGUAUACAUUCAAUAUUACCAAGAUUGGUGACUCUUUAGAUGUUUGCACAACUUUUAUAUGUAUCUGUGGUUUGCUCAAAGUGCUUUAAAAAUGUAGUCUCAGGCCAGUGCAAAUUCUAGUUCUUUUGUUUAGCAUUUGCACUGUAUUUUUGCUAAUUUGUCACAUUUUGAAUCAAACAUUCUCCUGCAUAUUGAUCCCGGUUCCUUCCCAAUAUGUGUCUCUUUGUGUCUGUGGCUACGUAUGGAUGUAUAUAUACCUAUUUCCAGGGCGCUAUCCCCAGCUUUUAGGGAAAUAAUUACAAAUAUCCCUGAUUUAUUUUAUAGUUCAUAAACUUGUCAGAUAUCCAAAAAUAAUUUGAUUUCAAUUAUCAAACAAUACUUCUAGGAAUGGAUUAAGGUCUGUACUGAAAUCUGAUAAUAAUAUAAAAGGACAAAUGUAUUUUCAAAACAAACAGUAGUUGUUUAAGCAUUCCACUAUUUCUUAACUUGACCAUUUUUAUUUUUAUUUUCGCUUCAUCAGCAACAGUUUCUUUACUGGAAAAAUACAGCUGUCCACUAAGAUGAUUGUUCCCUUUGCAUAUAUGUGUAAAUAAAGUAGUAAAUUUCAUCAGUAAGAAAUCAGAAAAAUAGUUACUUUGAAAAUUCUUUCUCCUUCUGCAAAAAUGAAUCUAUUAUGGGCUUUAUUAAUAUCCUCUACUUAAGUUACACCUUUCCAAUCCUGCAUUUAACUAUUAAAAUUAUUUAACUAUUAACUAUUAAAGAGCAAUUCACAUUUAUAAUUAUCAGCUCCUAUGGAAAAAGGGCUGCCAGCUGUUAAAAAAAACCUGGUAACUGGAUGGACUUAAAAUGGAACUCAGAGAGAAAAUCCCAUUCAUUCAUCUACAGUGUACAGCUGCUGCAUAUGCUUGUGCGACCAUUGUCACCAAGGAGUGCCAUUUAUAGAUGCUAUCAAAUCAUACAUAACCCCCCCAAAAAAUCCAGACAACAUCUGUGCUACAGCCAGAAAGCAGAUUAUCUUCAGAGCGAUAAUUCACCAAAAUAAGGCAGCAGCAAACAAUGGAUAAAGUGCACUAUGUGAUGAUGGUAUUGGAAGCAUCUGUCUUUUUCACAGCCAGGGAGGCAGCACAUAUUCUAAUUCUCUUAUUAGGACAAGAACAAAUAUACACAUUGUUUAAUUGUAUCUCUGUGUGUGUAUGUGUGAAGAGAGAGAGAGAAUGAUUACAGGCUUGACCUACUGUUCCUGCCAAGUACAGUGGCAGGAACAAGUACACAACAUUUCUUGAUCCCAAGUGGAUAAAUGAAUAGGGCUGAGCAGGGCUGGUUGCAGUGUGUUCACUGAGCUGUGCAAAUGUAAUGACAGAUUCACCUUGCCCUCAACCUGCCAAAUUGCCAAAAGCAGGUGGGGGUGGGUAGGUUUUGCCAGUUCCUUUCACAUUUCCGGUGCUGUCCAGACAUUCACAUUUCCUUUCUUCCCUCAAACAGCUCAUUUAAAUAAUAUGAAGAAAAGUAUCUUCUUUUUGACUGACAAGUCCAGAUAUAACUAUUCCUCUCCCCUUCAAUUUGCCAAGCUGAAGAAAAUAAAAGAGAUUUUCUUCAACCAAAAUGGAGGUAACAUAAAUCUUUAACUUGGAACUCUGCACUUUUCAGAAAUUGCUAGAAAAUCAGAGUUGUUCUAGAUUAAAUGGUUAGGGGUCUGGAACAUGUUCUUUCUAAGUUCUGUCUUUAGUAUGGCUAUGUUCAUUGCAUCCUAUAUAUUUAAUCACUUUCACAUAUUUUGUGAACAUUAUUCUUGACACUUUACGCAUUGUAUUUCACAGAGAUUGAUGCUCAGCAACAUAAUGUAGCCUUGGCUCUGAAGCCUACUUUGACCUCCAUUGUUACGAAAAGUUUGCCUUUAUAUGUCUACAUGAAAUAUUAAUAUAAUAAAUGCCAAGUACAGGUUUCACUAGUGGAAUUUACAACAUCUUACUAUUUAUCUUACGUAAUUGUUAGAGAAUGCACAUCUAAAGGACCAAAAGUUGUUUCAUUAAUAUUUUUGAAGAACAUAGCUGUAAUUCUGUUUGACAAGUGCUAUCUUCAAACAUCAUCUUAGGCCUUCUUUCGGUAAAGAAAGUUACCUACUUUUACUUCAGUGGUCCACAAUUACUAGCAUCCUGAUCUAUGCAUUCAUCAUAAUAUUUGUGGUUUAAUGUUUUUCUUAUUUAUUUUUUAUUUAAAACAAAGGUGUAUUUCAGAAAAGAUAAUAUCAAUAAAUGGACAGAGAAUUACUAAAAUUAUACAAUUAAUGCUCAGUAUGAUAUUAAU
Molecule: messenger RNA, 8644 nt
Organism: Candoia aspera
Lineage: Eukaryota; Metazoa; Chordata; Lepidosauria; Squamata; Candoiidae
Gene: AGAP1
Product: ArfGAP with GTPase domain, ankyrin repeat and PH domain 1
Exons: 18
Coding region: 463-3048 (861 amino acids)
Biological process (GO): activation of GTPase activity
Molecular function (GO): GTPase activator activity; protein binding; GTPase activity
Source: RefSeq, a predicted model, not a curated record